Messenger RNA from Ichthyophthirius multifiliis, 665 nucleotides. RefSeq lists its product as hypothetical. NCBI's taxonomy places the organism in Eukaryota, Ciliophora, Oligohymenophorea, Hymenostomatida. The annotation marks the transcript as partial. The transcript has 4 exons. The record is from RefSeq and is a predicted model, not a curated record.
UGUAAUAAAUUUAUUAAAGCAUAUAAGAUUACUUUAAGAAAUGGUUUUUUUAAAAAAAUAUAUUGUUGAAAUAGAUGAGGAAUCUUAAAUAAUUAUUGAUAUAAAAUCUGAUUUAAUUGAAACAAAAAUAGAAUUAGAUUAAAUUUUUAAAGAUAUUUUAGAGGAUGAAUCUAAAUAAGAAAUUAGUCAAAUUUAUAAAUAAUUGGGAAUUCUUUUAUAAACUACAUUGCGAAGAGUUGAACAAUGUACAUUUUUUAAAAAUAAAAAAAUUAAAAAAUAUUUUAUUUUUUAUAGAUGAAAAAGAAGAAGUAGAAAGAUUAAAGGCAGAAUAAGAGGAAAUAAAACUAAAAGAAGAAGAAGAAUAAAAGAGAAAAAAAAUUGAAAACGGAGAUGAAUCUGAAUCUGAAUAAGAAAAUCAAGAAGAAUAAGAAGAAAAUUAUAAAAAUAAUAAAUAGAUUUAAAAAUAAGAAUAAACUUAAAAAAAGCAACCAAAUGUUAAUGAUUUAUUUAAAAUAUAGUUAAAUGAGAAAGAUUUAACUUUAGAAAAAGAAGAAGAUAACAUGAAAGUUUAUGAAGAUUAACUUUUAAAUCUAUCAAAAAGUAUGAAAUAAAUAUCAAUGGCAAUGAAAAAUAACCUAAUUGAAGAUAAUGAAGAUAUAAUAUGA